AUGCCUACGAAAAUUAAAGAGAAAGAGCCGGACAAGGACUUAGUGGCUCCGCGAACGAAAGAAAAACAUCGACACCACAAAUCCUCCCGUUCCACCCACAAGCCCAAGAAGGCUUCAACGCCUACAAACCAAAGCGCUGAGCGCAUUUCGCCUACCACAAAGCGGAGGGCGUCAAUACCAGAAUCAAAAUCCGAUCGUGUCACUCCUUCUGACUCACCCUUAGGAAGCAAGUCUAGCUUGCCAUACCCUUCUUUCUCUAAAGAACAUAGCAAAGAGGCGGUUGGCAGUCGAGACAAUGUGAGGCUAGACUAUUACACACCAGACCCUACAGAUCUAGAGCAAGGAAACAAACAGAAUGUUGUGGUGGAGCGGCGAAAGAGCGCAAAUGUUGCCCCACCAAGUCCUCCCGAGACGACAGUGGAGGAGAUGGCGAAGAUGGACAAGCAAAGAGUGGAGUCACCGAAAUUCGAGCGAAAAUAUGAUCUACAAAAGAGAGCAGAGGAGUUUAAAAAGCGUCUGAUUAAGAGCAAUAGCACGAGUGAAGUAAGAGGUCGCAAGUCAGAUUUGGCAAGGUCAAGACCCAGUCAGCGCGAAGGAACCAAAGAAGAUGGCAGAUCAGGGCCACCCUCAGCCAAAAGCUCAAAGCCUGGCACGCCAUCAAAGCAAGCAACAAAGGUUGACAUCAGUGAGGAGCUACAAGUACGCAAUAGCCCUCGAAUGGCGUCUUCGUCGGUCCACUCAACGACCUCAAAAAGCGAAAGUCUCACAGAGUCGACAGACUCUGAUGCCACUUCUAUCGCCCCAACCCAGUUCGCUAUGCAGAUACCAUCAACUCCUCAAGAUGACCGCAACUCGUCUUCAGCGCUCGAUGUUGAAAACGAGCCGAAAACGCCCACAGUCUCAGAGCCCCACUAUCCUCUCAGUCGCCAAGUGACACCUGCUUUCUCGAUAAACGGCAGAUUCGAAGGCAUUGAAGAGUCGCCCAUGCCACCACCACCUCCCCCGCCUCCAGACGUGUCUGCGCCAAGGGUCGAUUACCUUCUCAAAAACGGUGGCCUUCCACAAGAGGCUCCAAGACGAUUGUCAGUUGUUGGCCGGCCUGCACAAUUAUCCGAAGCACCAGGUGGGUCAGCAAAUUACUUUCAACCAUUCAAUUACGUGCUCGAGGACUACAUGAAAGUCAUCUCGAAAAAUGGAUCUAUCGCCGUUGCGACUGGAUACAGAUCGAUUGCUCGGCGCCUGCUUGACCGGCUAGAGGCGGUCUUCGCAAGAGAUAUAUCCUCAGAAGUCUGCCAUUGUAGGCUCUGCCAGUCAUCGCCAGACUACAGUGAUGAUUCGGAUGAUGCGCGAGGUGUCAGCUGGGGAGAAAUUUUGGAAUACGUUUCCGGUCGGCAAAUUCUCCCGCAGUGGCCUCCUUUCUGCUUUGACAAUGUUGGUCUUGGUAUCGCAGGGACCGAGCAAGCGACGCCAAUGCAAAAGCUGGAUAUCGACGUCCCCGAGGAAUUCAGAGCACACUACAUUCGGCAGUCGAAGAAGACGAAACAGACCGUCGACAAAUGGCUUGAAAGCCAGCCUGCAGAUCCUAUCAAUGCGCCGACUGAUGUUGACGACGAGACUCUGACGUUUGCCAUGUUAACCCGCCUCGAUCCCGAUCAACGACCUACGUUCAAAUCGCUUCUCGGUGUCCCUCCUAGCCGCCCGGUCUCUGCUGCCGAAUCUAUCGUUACAUCUACUGUGACUCCAAGCGCCAAUUCCCCUAUUCUGUCUACAACGGGUCUUGCAAUCCAACGUCUCUACCGCCUGCCCACAUGUCCACGAGAUCCUGAAUCAGCUCUCUUCCUUUUGAACAACCCUCACCUUCAUAAUGUACUAGCCACUCUUGCAGCCGUCAGCGACCAAGAGUGGGAAAUCCUAAUCUCAGGUCGCUUCGACGGCUUUCUGCGCAGCGGAGCAGAAGAUAUUCCAAAUGCCACACCUAACACCAAUCAUUCUAAUUCCUCACCCUCGCGUGGUCCCACGCCCGGAAUGCGCGUGCCAUCUACUACACCCUCCCGAGCCGCUUCGAUCUCUCACCAACUUUUCUCCGCAUCACCAGCCUCUCACGGCGCCCCCGUCGCACUUGACGAAGAGACCGAAAUUGCCAUCCUCGCGGAAGUCGAGCGUGAAAUCUACCUAGGAAUGGAGUCCCUCGAGGACGCCUUCGAAGCUCUACACCAAAAAGCCGAAAUCGUUCACAGCACGUUAGAUGCGCGGAUGGGAACGCCUGCAAGUGCGUGGGGCGAUGGUGGCUGGGAUGGGGAAAGCACUGAUGGAGAAAACUGGGAUGUUGAGAGCGAGCUUGCGCCUGAUGAUUCGGCAAGUAACGUUUCAAGAAGCAGGGUCAGAAGACCGAAGAGGAGAACUGAGCGGAGGACGCCGGCGCCUGUUGAGGAGGAGGAUGAGGAGGUAGACGAGAGGGAAAAGGAAAAGGAAAAGGAGAAGGAGAAGCCGGGGGAAGCUGGUUGGCCAGUCGGCUAG
Bacidia gigantensis is the source of this 2517-nucleotide messenger RNA. RefSeq lists its product as uncharacterized. Gene Ontology annotation, cellular component: nucleus. The transcript has 2 exons. The record is from RefSeq and is a predicted model, not a curated record. Gene Ontology annotation, molecular function: DNA binding. Bases 1 to 2517 code for a protein of 838 amino acids. Lineage: Eukaryota; Fungi; Ascomycota; Lecanoromycetes; Lecanorales; Ramalinaceae.